Messenger RNA from Oncorhynchus mykiss (rainbow trout), 4490 nucleotides. The record is from RefSeq and is a predicted model, not a curated record. NCBI's taxonomy places the organism in Eukaryota, Metazoa, Chordata, Actinopteri, Salmoniformes, Salmonidae.
GAGCCUGUAAGUCAGCAUUUCACUGUAAGGUCUACCUGUUGUAUUCAGCUCACGUGACAAAUAAACUUUAAUUUGAUAUGCUAGCCAGCAGAUAAAACAAGACAUUAGGGACAAUUGAACCAAAUAUCACAAAAUUACUGCAUCUAUAAAGACCUUAAAAACAGGUUCAUGAAGGUACACUGUAUUUAGAUGGAGACUCACAGAAGUAAUCUUCGUCUCUCAGCUCCUCUUCCUCAGUAGAGCUGACUCUGGCUCUGCUGCGAAGGUUCAAGUCCGCCUUCAUCACAAUAGUCAUGGCCUCAUAGAGAUAUAUAGUACCUAUAACCAGCAUGGCCAAGUGGUUCCUCUUCAUGUUUCUGUAGGCUUUUUCUCCCAUUCGGCCAAACUGGUCCAUUUGCUCUGGAAAAAUACACCAUCUCCUCACAGUCAUCCUAAGAGUUAGCACAAGACAGGUGUGCACACAGACACAAAGAGCAGGGCCUAAUUAACUUAAUAAGCACCAAGACAUCUGAGCACCAAGACAUCUGAAAACAAAUUGACGUUGGUGCUACAUGUUAAAGUUAGGCCUACUGUUGUCCACGUCAUCGCUAGAACUCACCUCUCCACUGGUGUAGCACGUGUUCGCCUAUCUGUCCUCCGCUGCCUAAUAAAGUCCAAACAAACGCAAGUUGAAGCUGGUAUUUUACCCGUUGCACUGAAUUGCUAAAAUCACGUAAAACAAAAAGCAUAGAUAGGCCUACUACUGUUGGUCUACCUCCCCAGCCCAGGCAAACAUUUGGGAUGUUUUUCUCCCCAACGUUCUGAGAGAUAUAGCCCACAUUUCUGUGGAUAAGGCCUAGGACUAGAAAACUCGUGCAAGCAGUAAGACAAUUCGAAUUGAAAGUUAUCGUUGACUGUCUUUCUAACACUGUAAUAACAUACGUUUUCUCAUAUGUUUGGGUGGUGGGUGCCAAGGGAUGGCCCAACAGAAGUUUUCUUAAUAUGUACUUUUCUUGGCAAUACAAUUGAGCCCUGCAGGUCAGUGACGUAAGCCUAGAUUAUGAUUUAACGUUUUCAUAACGGGCUCUAACCCCCAUCCUCUGGUGUAGGAUAGAUGUGGUUGUCCCUGGAAGCUGAUCUGAGGCCAGUUUGAAGUUAGAAUGAGCGGUUUAAAGUUAAAAUGAGAGGUUUGGUAAUCUGAUCCCACAUCAGCAGAAUCCACCCAGGGCGCCGUUAGAUACCCAUACAGUAACACAUCGCAUAUCGCAGGCUGUUGCGUUUUCUCGGAGGGAGUAGCACUACGCGUAACAGUAGCCAUUCUCCCCAACCUACCAGUCUCAGGGGUGUGAUGGAUAAAGCCUCGCCGACCACAGACAAUAUCUGCCCGUAUCGAUGUCUCUGUGUCCCUACCGACACCAUCUGGGACAUGCCAUGAGAAAUCAACUGGGUUAUUUCUCACGCCGUCUCAAUACAGGUGAAAGUGUGGAAACAAGGAAUAACGAAAAAGUAGGGUAACACGAGAGUUCGGUUAUAGCGCGAAUUGACUGCAAGCUGCUGGGUCGAACAGGGCAAAGGACUUGUGCUGUCGAAGUAAAGCAUCGGGCAACGGUGUAAUACAGUAGGCUAGUUAGUGCGCCAUUGACAAUCACACCAUCACACCGAAAGUGUUUAGGUGAAUAUCCCAAUCACAGGUUUGUGAAAUACCAGGAUACGGGUUUAUCUGGCAGGUACGUUUAAAAAAUAUAUAUUAUUACAAUAAUUGGUCCUGUGUUUCCCGCGGUGUGUGAUUACAUUAACUGUCACUAUUACUAGUUGUUAUUAACGCAUUUCCUAUAAUGUCACUGUAGCCGCUGUUAUGUUUAAGAAUACCUUGGCAUCACUGACCCAACUGUCUCAGUUAUGUCCUUAGAUGAGUGCCAGUAGUGUUUUCAGUUUAAUGGUAGUGUAGGUCUAGAUCCAGGAAACUAUUACAUCUGCAUAACGGCAUGGUUUGUGGGGUACAAUUAAUGUGAUAGGAAGGGAAGAACGCACAGAAACACUGUUUUGAACGCGUCCUUAAUUCAAAGGCAAAGUUGCAAGACUGUUGAAGACCAGUAGUGUUCCAGUAUGUCUGUGCUCAUGUCUCAACCGUUCUGACAAUGUUUACAUUGACCUGUGCUGUGCUGAUGAACUCAUGUCUCUCUUCCCAGGGGACUGUGAGGUGCGCAUCCACCCCUGACCUACAGGAUGCCAUCCUCCUGGUGCUGAUUUACACAGGAGACUGAUGUAGAUAUCAUGGAUGAAGAGAUCCAUGUUUUAUCUUCCAACUCAUCUUUCGGCAGGAGAUCCAACCAGAAGAGGUUUUGAGGCCGCCACCCCCAAGACCUCGCAGGACCCCGCCCCCUUCUCUACCUCCUUCCCCUCUCCACCUCUACCUGUCUCCUGAUGGUUUGAUGGAGACUUGUAACCAGUUUAAUGUCAGCAGGAACAGUAGUAAUAAGUGGAGGACUUCUCGCCACAGUCAUCCUGCUCUGCAUUGUAGCAGUGCUGUGCUACUGCAGGCUCCAGUACUACUGCUGUAAGAAACAUGAGUCGGAGGUGGACUUGGCUUCCGUGGCUGGAGGAGGUGACGGAACGGGAGGAAGAGAUGGAGAAGGGGAUGCUCAAGGGGAGGUUCAGGCUCACUUUGCCUGCAAAUCGUGCAGCGCCUCUGGGAUGGACAGCCUGGCUGUCACCCCUCUCUGCCUGGAGCCCCUGGAGGUGGGCCCUCCCCCCAGCUACUGCCCCACCUGCUCCCCCUUCUGGCUACGCCCAGAACUUAGUGACGAGCUGCACAACGGAACCGAGCGGCUGGGAUUCCAUACGUAUCACUAUGACAACCCCGGACUGUGUCAAUCACUGCCCCUGUCAGACACGCCGCAGGCGCCCUUCUUUUUGACCCAGCCCGGCCAAUCCCCUUUGAGCUACUAUAGCCCCGUUGACAUCCACCCUAACACACCCUGCAGUAACAGACGCCCCUACAGCACACCGGUUUGACACACAUGGACACACACGCACACACUGACGUCACACACGCACUCAUACAAACACUCCUUCUCCCAGGGGAAAGAGUCCCAGAGACAUCCAGAGUACCACCCAUCCAGGGGAGAGAGACACACACUGAACCCACAGACGGAGCCUCCUGAUCGGGACAGAACCACAGACGGACCCAUGUCUGGUGCAGCGGUGUGGAGGUCUGGUCAUCUGGUAAACCCUACAGGGGAGGAGAUGUUGGGUUUGACUAUGGGAGAUUACUACAAAUGAUGGGCGAAGAUAGACUGGAACAGCAACACACUGGUGUUUCUCUCUCUCUCUCUUUCUCUCGAUCUGUCUUUCUCUCCCUCCUUUUCUAUAUUUUUCUCUCCAUCUCUCUCCUCUGCCUGAAAGCUGAUAAUGUGAACGAGGUGACUGACAUGAGGGCUAUAUGUGUUUGUAGGUUUGCUUUACGUCUGGAAUGUCUAAUCACAUUACAUUCAACGACUAAAGCUCAAAGAUGUAUUUUUGUCUUCCAGAGUUUAAAGGAGCAGUAUGUCCCUUGUUGACCCCUCUGACCCUUAGGAAAAAAACACAUGUCAAAUUUGCAGUUUUACACUUGAUUUAAAAAAAUAUAUAUUAUUGUAAGGGGAUAUCCGGAUGCAUUAUAUAUAAUCCUGGCUAAAACAAUGCAAACACUUUAGCCAACGAGGGCAUCUGUUUGUCCAAUUCUAUGAUGUUUCACUUAGCCCUUACCCUGUCCUUCAAAACACAAAACAGAGAUGCUGUACACUCACUAAAAGCUGUUCAUUAUGACACUUGAUAAUAUAGACAAGUAUUGAUAAAAGAGAUGUUUUACUCUUUUCACACAAUGCACUUUCCACUUUUCUCACAGGUUGUGUCCCAAAUGGCACUGUAUACCCUAUACAGGGCCCAUAUGGGUCUGGUCAAAAGUAGUGCCCUAUCUAGGGAACAGAAUGCCAUUUGGGACAACGCCGUGGUCUUCACAUCUUGGUCUUCCUCACUUCCCGUUCCUUUUGUGAUUCUUUGUUAGAGAGUUGAUGGGGAAAUGGACAUCUGUCUGUUCACGUGUUGAUUUACUGGGGGAAAAAACUCAAAAGUUUGUGUUCACUGCUAUGUAGUCACACACUCACACAAAGACACUGCAGCCUGUAGUGUGGCAAUGAAGUUAACUUUAAUAUUGAAUUCACUAAUUCUAUAAUAUAUAUAUUUUUUCUGUUAAAGGUGGACUAUUUCUAUUAAAAAUGACAUCAUCAUUCACAGCAGGGCAACUUCCUGCUUACAGACUAUUUGCACUGUUCGUUGAGACAUGCCCAUAUUGGGAAGAGCCAGUGACAGAUUGGAAUUUUGUUGUUGAUGAUGUCUCUCAACAGGAAGUUGACCCGUGGUGUACGAUGAUGUCAUGUAGCUGAGUCUCCCUUUAAAAUGAACUCUGAAGAUGAAUUCCACGUUUAAUGCACAGUGUUCCUUUUUGAAGAUAAACCAAUAUGUGUAUCUGC